Fusarium vanettenii 77-13-4 is the source of this 1206-nucleotide messenger RNA. RefSeq lists its product as uncharacterized. Lineage: Eukaryota; Fungi; Ascomycota; Sordariomycetes; Hypocreales; Nectriaceae. Gene Ontology annotation, molecular function: Hsp70 protein binding. The coding region runs from base 1 to 1206 and encodes 401 amino acids. Gene Ontology annotation, cellular component: cytoplasm. Gene Ontology annotation, biological process: protein refolding. The transcript has 3 exons. The record is from RefSeq and is a predicted model, not a curated record.
AUGUUGCUCCACGGAGCGGCCAUCUUGGUCCUAUUAGCUCUAAUUCUCGGUGUUGAUCGAUCAGCUUCAAACAAGCAAUUGAAACAGGCAUAUCGCCAACUGUCAAAGAAGUUCCACCCCGACAAGAAUCCCGGUGAUAGCACAGCACACGACAAGUUCGUUGAAGUUUCAGAAGCCUACGAUGUCCUAAGCGACGAAGAGACACGCAAAGUAUACGAUAAAUGGGGCCACGAUGGUGUCCAGCAGCACCGUCAAGGCGGCGGCGGCGGAGGAGGCCACGACCCCUUCGACCUCUUUAGCCGCUUCUUCGGCGGCCACGGCCAUUCAGGACGAGCCUCUAGCGAACCUCGAGGACACAACGUCGAGGUCCGAGUCGAGAUCUCCCUCCGCGACUUCUACAACGGCGCCACGACCGAGUUUGCCUGGAACAAGCAGCACAUCUGCGAGCACUGUGAGGGAACAGGCAGCGCCGAUGGUCAGGUUGAUUCUUGUAAUGUCUGCGGCGGCCACGGCGUCCGAACCAUCAAGAGACAGCUCGCGCCGGGCAUGUUCCAGCAAAUGCGCAUGAAGUGCGACGCCUGCGGCGGCAGGGGCAAGACUAUCAAGCACAAGUGUCCAGUCUGCCAAGGCCAGCGCGUCGAGAGAAAGGCUACCAACGUACAACUUAACAUCGCGCGUGGAGCCGGUCGUGACUCCCGCGUAGUAUACGAGAAUGAGGCAGACGAGAGCCCUGACUGGGUCCCUGGCGACUUGAUCGUGACGCUCACUGAGCAAGCACCCUCAUACGAAAAUAACCCCGACAAGGUCGACGGCGUCUUCUUCCGUCGCAAGGGCAACGAUCUAUACUGGACCGAACUCCUCUCCCUCCGCGAAGCCUGGAUGGGCGGCUGGACCCGCAACCUAACUCAUCUCGACACACACGUCGUCCGUCUACAACGUCCCCGCGGCCAGGUCAUCCAACCCGGCCACAUCGAGACGGUAGUCGGCGAGGGUAUGCCCAUCUGGCACGAGGAUGGCGACAGCGUCUACCACAAGACCGAAUUUGGCAACCUAUACGUUGAAUACAAGGUGGUGCUCCCAGACCAGAUGGACACAAACAUGGAAAGCGACUUUUGGGGUCUGUGGGAGAAGUGGAGGGCAAAGAACGGUGUCGACCUACAAGCCGAUAGUGGAAGGACGGCAACACCUCAGCGAGAUGAGUUAUGA